AUGUUGCAGAUUAUUCAGGAUAACCUCCUCAAAGCUCAAUCCAGAAUGAAAGCUCAAGUUGAUGCUCACAGACGUGAUAUUUAUCUAAGAAUCCAGCCUUAUCGCCAAUUCAGUUUACCAAAAAGAAAGUGUGAGAAGCUGUCUCCUCGCUUCUUUGGCCUAUACCAGGUUGUUCGUAAGGUGGGACCUGUUGCUUAUGAGUUUCUCCUACCUCCUGAUGCUAAAAUUCAUCCAAUUUUUCAUGUCUCAAUGUUGCACCCUGCUCAUGGUACUCCUUCUCCUUUCACUCCACCUCCUCUACCACUUUUAGACACUUGGGAGCUUCAAUUACAACCUCACAGUGUCCUUUCUCAUCGCUGGAUUUCAUCAGGCAGCUUCAACAUACUUGAAAUACUUGUUUCUUGGCUUGGCCGUCCUCAAGAUGAAUCAACUUGGGAGGAAUAUGACCUGGUUCGGGACCAAUUUCCUCAUUUCAGCCUUGAGGACAAGGCUGUUUUGAAAGGAGGGGAUGCUGAUGGAAGUCCAUUAUUGUAUUUUAAUAUUGCAGUUUAUGUUUCUUAUCUUAAGAAUGCUGAGUUGUCGAGUUUUAGGAUGUCAGUUUGUGCGUGCUGUCAAGUUACAGUUAUAACUGCCACUUCAUGGUGUCAUUUAACUGUUCCUUUACCUGGGAAGCCUGAUACUGAUGAUGAAGCCCUGAUCAAGAAAUGGAAAUGGAAGUCUAAAUCUGUGAAGAAAGAGAACAGGGAGAGACACUCGAGACGGUGUGACAUAGAACUUAAACUUUCGGUAGCACGGAAAUUGAAGGAUGAAGAGGGUUUCUUCUACCCUCACAACCUUGAUUUCCGAGGACGUGCAUAUCCAAUGCACCCACACUUGAAUCACCUUGGUGCAGAUGUAUGCCGGGGCAUAUUAGAAUUUGCAGAGGGACGCCCUCUUGGAAAAUCUGGCUUACACUGGCUGAAGAUACACUUGGCAAAUCUAUAUGCUGGUGGUGUUGAUAAAUUAUCUCAUGAUGGUCGUAUAGCAUUUGUGGAAAAUCAUCUGGAAGAUAUAUUUGAUUCUGCAGACAAACCACUUGAAGGGAGGCGGUGGUGGUUGAAUGCAGAAGAUCCAUUCCAGUGCUUGGCUGUAUGCAUGGACCUCACUGAAGCUUUAAGAAGCCAUUCACCUGAGACAUUCAUCUCACAUAUUCCUGUACAUCAGGAUGGUUCUUGCAAUGGCUUGCAACAUUAUGCUGCCCUAGGAAGAGACAAGCUGGGGGCAGUUGCUGUCAAUUUAGUUGCGGGAGAGAAGCCCGCAGAUGUUUACACAGGAAUUGCGGCAAGAGUUUUAGACAUCAUACGAAGGGAUGCUCAGAAAGAUCCUGCAGUUUUUCCUGAUGCUUCUCAUGCAAAGACCUUGAUUAAUCAGGUGGAUAGAAAAUUGGUCAAGCAAACGGUGAUGACAUCAGUGUAUGGUGUCACUUACGUAGGUGCUCGGGAUCAGAUAAUGAGGAGGUUGAAAGAUCGAGGUGCCAUUUCAGAUAAUAACCAGCUUUUUCUUGCUGCUUGUUAUGCUGCAAAGGUAACCUUAACUGCUUUGGAGGAAAUGUUUCAAGCCGCACGAAGUAUCAUGAGCUGGCUAGGUGACUGUGCAAAAAUAAUUGCAGCUGAAAAUCAACCCGUGCGCUGGACCACCCCUCUUGGACUUCCUGUAGUGCAACCUUACCGUAAGUUAGGGAGGCAUAUGGUCAAAACUUCACUUCAGAUUUUGACAAUGCAAGACGAAACUGAUAAGGUCAUGGUCAAGCGGCAGAGGACAGCAUUCCCCCCGAAUUUUGUUCACUCACUCGAUGGUUCUCAUAUGAUGAUGACGGCAGUUGCCUGCAAGAGCGCAGGCUUGAAUUUUGCAGGGGUUCAUGAUUCAUACUGGACCCAUGCAUGUGAUGUGGAUGAAAUGAACAGACUACUCAGACACAAGUUUGUGGAACUCUACGAGACUCCAAUUCUUGAAAAUUUACUGGAGAGCUUCCAGAGGUCUUUUCCAUCAUUAUCAUUUCCGCCCUUGCCUGAACGGGGAGAUUUUGACUUAAGGGAUGUUUUAGAAUCACCAUACUUCUUUAACUAAGCAAGAUCAUCAUCCUUCAUUUGGCUUGGUGAUUCUAACUAUAGCAUCUGAUCUCUGAACAUGGCAAGAUGGCAGAUCUUUUAGAAGUAUUCAUGCUAGAGGCUAUUACAGUGCCUGUAUAUACCUUUAAAGGCAUCCAGAGUCUUGAGCAGUGAGGUGACAUUCACCAUCGAAUUGAACUACUCGCUUGCUGCUGUGCAGAUGUGAGGAGUUGGAUUCUUGCCAUGUAAAUUUUAGAGAGAGAGAUAUUUUCCGCAUGGGAUCCAUUUACACUGCGCAGUUCAUCGCUUGCGUCUGACACUUGAUUUCCUAUGAAACUCGGAGGAUCUAGCCUUAUUCUGAGGGAGGUUGUAUACCAGUACGAGAUAAUGAAGAAUGUGGUAGAGGUUGCUUGAGAAGUUCUGCUCCCAUAUCACAAUUUAAUUUGAUCAGAAGUUAGCAAUUUUAUGUAUUUCUACAUUUUUGAUAUUGUAAAUAUUACCAAAAUUGUUUGAACAUGUGUACUCGCAGCACAUAAUGGAUGUGACGUGUGUAUUGCUUACAGAAGAUGUAAAUUUUGCCCGACCAUGCUACUGAAUCUUUCUAUCAAGUAUCAACUUCUUGUAAAUGUAAUAUGAUGUGGUUGAAUAGCAUAAUUCAUGUGAAAUUAUGAUAUAA
Prosopis cineraria is the source of this 2763-nucleotide messenger RNA. Its product is annotated as DNA-directed RNA polymerase 2B, chloroplastic/mitochondrial-like. The record is from RefSeq and is a predicted model, not a curated record. Gene Ontology annotation, cellular component: mitochondrial DNA-directed RNA polymerase complex. Gene Ontology annotation, biological process: mitochondrial transcription. The transcript is spliced from 14 exons. Gene Ontology annotation, molecular function: DNA-directed RNA polymerase activity; DNA binding. NCBI's taxonomy places the organism in Eukaryota, Viridiplantae, Streptophyta, Magnoliopsida, Fabales, Fabaceae. Bases 1 to 2106 code for a protein of 701 amino acids.